Molecule: messenger RNA, 3099 nt
Organism: Ambispora gerdemannii
Lineage: Eukaryota; Fungi; Glomeromycota; Glomeromycetes; Archaeosporales; Ambisporaceae
Source: the annotation of a GenBank genome assembly
AUGGACGAAAUUAACAAACUCGAGUAUCUUUCUCUAGUCUCAAAAAUCACUAGUGAACUAUUAAAUCACACUGGGUUCAACGAUAAAACACUAGCUGAGUUUGUAAUCAAUCUUCACGAAGAAAACAGUUCAUUGCCAGAAUUCAAGAAAGCACUAUGCGAUGCUGGCGCCGAAUUUCCGGAGUCGUUUAUUCAGACACUUGACCGUCUAAUACGGAAAAUGCAUCCAAAGUACAAAAAAGAUAAAGGUAAAGGUAAAGACGGUGACAACAAUGAUGAUGAUUAUUCCGAUAGAUAUGAUCCUGAUCAGAAGGCGGCUCUGUUUCCGGGGCUAGCAUUACCAGAUGAUCCUAAUUGGAAAAACAAACAAGAUCGACUCAAGGCAAAAGAUGCACAGAUACAAGACUUACUAGACACGAAAAAAAAGGAGGCAAUUGGUGGACGUAGUUCCAGAAAUAUUAGAAGUGGAGGUGGUAGUAGUAGUAGCAGUUCACUUAGGGCUAGUAGAGACCGAUCCCCCAUACCAAAACGUAAUAGAAGAUCACCAUCUAUAGGAAAACCGCCAAUCGUCGAUGACGACGACAAAGCGCCCAGCAGUCUCAAUCGUCUUUCGUCUCCUGAGCGAUGGGAAAUUAAGCAACUUAUUGCUUCGGGUGUAUUCAAAGCCUCAGAUUAUCCCAAUAUUGACGAAGAGCAUGGAUUCAUAGAAAGUAUGGAAACGGAAGAAGAACUCGAUAUUGAAAUUCGAGAAGAUGAACCACCGUUUUUAAGAGGACAGACGAAACAUACAAUGCAGUUGAGUCCUAUUAAAGUUGUUAAAGCUCCUGAUGGCACGUUAAAUCGAGCGGCUAUGGCUGGGGCUUCAUUGGCUAAGGAGAGAAGAGAAUUAAGGCAACAACAAACAAACGCUGAGCUGGAUUCUGUUCCCAAAGAUUUAAAUCUACCUUGGCUUGAUCCUAUGCAUGACCCUGGCGAACGACAUUUCGCUCAGGAUCUAAGAGGAGUUGCUGCUGGUCGUAAAGCAGGCGAAGUACCCGAAUGGAAGAGAGAAACUUUCAAUAAGACUACAAGUUUUGGCAAGAUAACAAAUUUGACUAUUCGAGAACAAAAAGAAAGUCUACCGAUCUUUAAAUUUAGAGAAAAACUAAUACGUGCUGUGAAAGAGAAUCAACAACUUAUUCUUAUUGGUGACACUGGUUCUGGCAAGACUACACAAUUAACCCAAUAUCUCGCUGAAGAAGGAUUCGCUGAUCGUGGCAAAAUUGGGUGCACUCAACCUCGUCGUGUUGCCGCAAUGUCAGUAGCAAAACGUGUCGCGGAAGAAGUGGGUUGUCGUCUUGGCUCGGAAGUUGGAUAUACAAUCCGUUUCGAAGAUUGCACUAGUCCCGAAACUAAAAUCAAAUAUAUGACGGACGGUAUGCUUCUUCGUGAAUGCUUGCUCGAUAUCACGCUUUCUCAGUAUUCGCUUAUUAUUCUUGAUGAAGCUCACGAAAGAACAAUUAAUACGGACGUACUUUUCGGGUUGCUGAAGAAAACUUUGAAAAGGCGACCAGAUUUUCGAGUAAUUGUCACUUCGGCAACUCUUGACGCUGAAAAGUUCUCUGCAUACUUUUUCGAUUGUCCAAUCUUUACGAUCCCAGGUCGUCCACAUCCUGUCGAAGUACUCUACACCAAAGAACCAGAAUCUGAUUAUUUGGAUGCAGCACUCAUAGUAGUCAUGCAGAUACAUCUUUCUGAACCGCCAGGUGAUGUUCUAUUGUUUCUUACUGGUCAAGAAGAAAUUGAUACUGCGGCCGAAAUUCUGUAUGAGCGUAUGAAAUCUCUGGGUCCGCAAGUACCUGAUCUUAUUAUAUUGCCGGUGUAUUCUGCGUUGCCGAAUGAAAUGCAGUCACGUAUUUUCGAGCCAGCACCGCCAGGUAGCCGUAAAGUUGUUAUUGCGACUAAUAUCGCUGAAACUUCUAUAACAAUUGAUGGAAUUUACUAUGUGGUGGAUCCUGGGUUUGUCAAGCAAAAUGCGUAUGAUGCUAAAGUUGGUAUGGACUCGUUGCCUAUCUCUCAAGCUCAAGCUCGUCAACGUGCAGGCCGUGCAGGACGUACUGGACCCGGAAAAUGCUAUCGAUUGUAUACAGAGGCAGCUUAUCGGAAUGAAAUGCUUCCGAAUCCAGUACCUGAAAUACAACGAACAAAUUUAGCUAACAUUGUCUUAACACUCAAAGCAAUGGGAAUCAAUGACCUACUACACUUUGACUUCAUGGACCCGCCCCCAGUUCAGACACUACUAACAGCCCUCGAGCAGCUUUAUGCUCUUUCCGCGUUAGACGAUGAAGGUCUCUUAACAAAACUAGGACGAAAGAUGGCCGAGUUCCCACUUGAGCCACCUCUCUCCAAAAUGUUAAUCGAGUCGGUAGAUCUGGGAUGUUCCGAAGAAAUAUUAACUAUUGUCGCCAUGUUAUCAGUGCAAAAUGUGUUCUAUCGACCAAAAGAAAAACAAGCAGCUGCUGACCAAAAGAAAGCAAGAUUUCACCAGCCAGAAGGUGAUCAUUUGACUCUUCUCACUGUUUAUAAUGGAUGGAAAGCGAGCAAAUUUUCGAAUGCAUGGUGUUUCGAGAAUUUUAUUCAAGCGCGAAGUAUGCGACGUGCCCAAGACAUUAGGAAGCAGUUGCUUGGUAUUAUGGAUCGAUACAAGCAAGACAUCAUUUCCUGUGGCAAGAAUUAUAAUAAAGUUCGUCGUACUAUUUGUGGAGGGUUCUUUCGACAUGCUGCCAAAAAAGAUCCACAAGAAGGAUACAAAACGUUGGUUGAAGGAACUCCUGUAUAUAUUCAUCCUUCUAGUGCUUUGUUUAAUAGAGGUCCGGAAUGGGUUAUUUAUCACGAAUUGGUCCUUACAACCAAAGAAUACAUGCGAGAAGUGACGGCGAUUGAACCUAAAUGGCUUACAGAAGCUGCGCCCACCUUCUUUAAAGUUUCUGAUGCAAAUACUAUAAGUAAACGUAAGAGAUCCGAAAAGAUUCAGCCACUCUUUAAUAAAUACGAGAAACCUAAUGAAUGGCGACUUAGUCGUGUUAAGAGACAUCAAAGAGUCUCGCAAACUUUUGGUUAG